Messenger RNA from Saccostrea cuccullata (small rock oyster), 986 nucleotides. RefSeq names its product low affinity immunoglobulin epsilon Fc receptor-like. NCBI's taxonomy places the organism in Eukaryota, Metazoa, Mollusca, Bivalvia, Ostreida, Ostreidae. The record is from RefSeq and is a predicted model, not a curated record. Gene Ontology annotation, molecular function: signaling receptor activity. The coding region runs from base 5 to 814 and encodes 269 amino acids. The transcript has 4 exons.
CAGAAUGAAGGAAGCAAAAUUUAUUAUAUUUUUCUCGAUUUCUCUGAUCUUUGGAUACGUUCUUUCAAAAGUGAAUGAUCAAAAUGAAAAUGAAUUGCUUCGCAGUCCCACUUCUGGAAAAACAUCCCAAAUUUUACAAGAGAUUCUCAAACAAGAAUCUUAUCUGCGUUUUUCUAUAGUGCAAAAGAUCCAAAAUUUGGUCAUGAAUGCGAUAGAUAAUAAUAACAUUACUAAAAGGUUAACGGAGAAGCUUGAUUCUUUAGGAAACAAAGUUACCUCUAUUCAAUCUAUUCAAUCAGAGAACCGAAAAUUAGAAGACACAUUGGAUGAAGCAUUGGAUGAUUUCCAAGAGGGCCAGAAUGCCACAACCGUACAGUUACAGAGGAUACCUUCUCUUCAUCAUUCAACUUGUGAACAUGACUGGAUUCAGCUGGCAAACAGCUGUUAUCUGUUUUCAAGUGAAAGUGCAAAUUUUAGUGAUGCUAUGGUAAGUUACAAAUGUAACAAAAUGGUGUUCCAGUGUAAAAUCCGGUGCAACAUUCUAGAGAUUCGGACUCCCGAAGAAGAAAAGUGGAUUGAUUUCUACUUAAAGAUUAAAGGUAUUCGAAACAUUUGGAUUGGAUUGACGGUUGUAGUAAAGGAAAACGAAUUUGUCUAUGAAUCUGAUGGACAGAAACCCAACUAUACAAACUGGAGGAUUGGUGAACCCAACAAUGUAAAAGGUUCUGAGCAUUGUACAGAAAAGGAGAGGAGUUCUGGUUGGAAUGACAUUAACUGUAACAGAAAAUUUAGAUUUCUCUGUAAGACCGACUGAAACAAAAAGGAAUUUCCACUUAACCUGAUUUGUAUACUCAGUUUGGAAAUAUAGAGUGUAUUUCAAAGAUCAGAAUAAUAAACUGUAAAUUAUUAAUGUUCCAAACAUAACUUGAAGUUACUCUCAUUUAACUACUACGACUUUUAGUUCCCUACUUUUUUUCAACACAAUU